UCAACUUUGACUGCGAUGAGCGAUGGUGCGCGUCACACCUACGUCACGUUUGCGCGCCGGAAGUCUCUGCAUCGUGGAAGUCGGCAAGAUUCACGUGUUAGCUUUUCGUCCGACUUCAGAAAGUCAUCGUUCGGUUUGAAAAGUGUCCUUGUAGCGUGGCAUCAUGGGUCGUAAGUUGGAUCCCACAAACAAGGUGAAGCGCGGUCCUGGGAGGAAAUCCAAAAAGCAGAAGGGGCCGGAGACAGAGUUGGCCAAGUUUAUCAAAGAUGAUAAUUCUGAUCCAAAACGUCUGUCAAGAAGAGCCAGAAUAAGGAAUGCAAAGAGAGCCAACCUUUCAACAAAGACUAAAGAUGCUGUUAAAAAGCAGCCCAAAAAAGUAUUCACUGACGAGAACAGCAAGUGGCUGAAGCCGGCGAAGAGAAAGCGUAAACUGGAGGAAUCUGACAGCGAGGAUGACGAUGAGCACUGGGAGGUAGAAGAAGAUUUGGAUGAGGAGAAGGAAGAAAUGGAACUACAGAAGCCGCAAAAAAAAGGAGCAAAGAUGAACAAAAAAUUAGGACUACAAGAACUGGAGGAGGAGGGGGAGGAUGAUGAAGAGGAGGAGGAUGAUGAUGAUGAAAUGGUAGAUGACUACGGUGCACUUGAGGAUGGCAGUGAUGAAGAGGAAAGUGAUGGCGAGCUUCUUCCCAUUGAACGUGCAGCUAAGAAAAGCAAAAAGCUGAAGGCAACUCUGGGUCUUGAUGACGACGACGACUAUGAUGAUGAUGAUGAUGAUGAUGACAAUGACGACGAUGAUGAUGCCAAAAAUGAUGAUGAUGAUGGGAAAGAAGUUAAGGAUGAGGAAGACACAAUCCAGACCAACAUCGAGGACUUGGAUCAGUUCAGGUUGCCUGCAGGAGAUGAGAGUGAGAAGGAAGGUUUAUUGCCUGUGGACCUGAAGACAAUCUACCAGAGGAUAAAGGACAACGUGGAUGUGCUGUGUAAUUUUACGGCCAAAAGAGAGGUUGGCAAAGAUCGAGGAGAGUACCUAUCUCUGCUGAUUAAGGAUCUGUGCACCUACUACAGCUACAAUGACUUCCUCAUUGAGAAGUUUAUGGACCUCUUCCCGCUCUCAGAGCUGGUGGAUUUCCUUGAGGCUAAUGAAAUUCAGAGACCUGUCACUAUUCGAACCAACACGCUGAAAACCAGGAGGCGGGACCUUGCUCAGGCCUUGAUCAACAGAGGAGUGAACUUGGAUCCACUGGGAAAGUGGUCCAAAGUGGGUUUGAUCAUCUUCGACUCCUCUGUCCCUAUAGGUGCAACUCCAGAGUACCUGUCUGGUCAUUAUAUGCUCCAGGGAGCCUCCAGCUUCCUGCCAGUCAUGGCGCUCUCGCCACAGGAGGGGGAGUUUGUGUUGGAUAUGAGCUCAGCCCCUGGAGGAAAGACCACCUAUAUUGCUCAGCUGAUGAGGAACACUGGUGUGAUCGUUGCUAACGACGCCAAAGCUGAUAGAUUGAAAAGCGUAGUGGGCAACAUCCAUCGUCUGGGGGUCACCAACACUCUGGUGUGCAAUUACGACGGCAGGGAGUUCCCAAAGGUCAUGGGGGGCUUUGAUAGAGUGCUGCUGGAUGCACCUUGUUCAGGCACAGGAGUCAUUGCUAAAGACCCCGCUGUGAAGACCAGCAAGGAUGAAGCAGACAUCCAGCGCUGUGCCCACUUGCAGAAAGAGUUGUUGCUAGCCGCCAUCGACUCUGUCAACGCAGAGUCGACCACAGGAGGAUAUCUGGUCUACUGCACAUGCUCCAUAACGAUGGAGGAGAAUGAAUGGGUUGUCGACUACGCCUUGAAGAAAAGGAAUGUCAAACUAGUUCCCACAGGACUGGAUUUUGGCAAGGAGGGCUUCACCAGGUUCAAAGAGCGUCGAUUCCAUCCUACUCUGCGACUCACAAGACGUUUCUACCCGCACUCUCACAAUAUGGACGGUUUUUUUGUGGCCAAGUUUAAAAAAUUCUCCAAUGUGAUUCCGGUGGCGCCUUCAGAGAAGGACAUUGCAGCAAAAGAGGUGGCAGAUCAAGCAGUCACAGCGGACAAGACCAAGAACAACGUCACCGCCAAGGCUGGUCAAACGUCCCAAGAGCUGGCCAAAACCAACGGUAAAGCAAGGCAGAAAAAGAACUCUUCGACUGGACCUAAAAACGCAAAGAUCGCCAAGAUGGACGGAGAGAGCGUGAAGGGGCUGGAGGUCAAGACCCCCUCACCUGCGGAUGAGACGAAAACACAGAAGGCCGGCAAAAAGGAUGGGAGCAGAUUUGAGAAAAAGAAAAGAAACAAGAAAAUAACAUCCCAUGGAGCCAAGAAUAGAAUGGGAAAGAAUAAAUUCAAUAACGUGAAACGCAUGUCGCGUAAAGGACCCAGCAAGAAGUGAUCAUACAGGCACGUAUGACAAUGUUUUGAUGUUCAUGUCAUUAUUCUAAGCUCACUUUGCUGCAUACACGCAUUGGAGUAGGUUCAUGUUUCCUUUUUGCAUCAUGAAAUAUCCUUUAUGUUUGUGGCAUAUUAAAUUUUUAAGAUAUGUUCUUUAA
Messenger RNA from Nerophis ophidion (straightnose pipefish), 2561 nucleotides. It is a transcript of the gene nop2, whose product is annotated as NOP2 nucleolar protein homolog (yeast). NCBI's taxonomy places the organism in Eukaryota, Metazoa, Chordata, Actinopteri, Syngnathiformes, Syngnathidae. The transcript is spliced from 16 exons. Gene Ontology annotation, molecular function: rRNA (cytosine-C5-)-methyltransferase activity; RNA binding. The record is from RefSeq and is a predicted model, not a curated record. Gene Ontology annotation, biological process: maturation of LSU-rRNA; rRNA base methylation. The coding region runs from base 164 to 2404 and encodes 746 amino acids. Gene Ontology annotation, cellular component: nucleolus.